Messenger RNA from Rattus rattus (black rat), 510 nucleotides. RefSeq names its product serine peptidase inhibitor, Kunitz type 4 (gene Spint4). The record is from RefSeq and is a predicted model, not a curated record. Bases 1 to 510 code for a protein of 169 amino acids. NCBI's taxonomy places the organism in Eukaryota, Metazoa, Chordata, Mammalia, Rodentia, Muridae. The transcript is spliced from 2 exons. Gene Ontology annotation, molecular function: serine-type endopeptidase inhibitor activity.
AUGGAGGCUCCACCUCCAAGACAGAGCACUUCAGUGUAUCCUGGGUCUCUCCCAUUUGCUGUCAGGAGCGCCAUGGAGGCUCCAGGGAUCCACCUUGCCCUGUGGCUUCUAACGUUUACCAUGCUCCUGCCGAUGCUUUCUACUGAGUUAAUGUUCCCUCCAGGAGUCAGGGAUCAACUCUGUGAAAGUGGGCAUCUUGGAAUAAUGUGCAACCAACCCGUAAAGCAAGGCCACUGCACCUUCCGUUUCCACAGAUACUACUUCAACAAGGACACAGCCUUAUGUGAACUCUUCGUCUUCAGUGGCUGUGGGGGCAACAGAAACAACUUUAAAAAUAAAUACCUCUGUGAACUCCAUUGCAUAGAAGUAGAGGUAAGCCUCUUGUUGCCUCACCCCACCUUUAAGGAUACUGCGUGGUUGGGAUCACUGCUUUACAGGGCAACAUCUAGAAAGAGGCUAGCAGGAAAUGAGCAGAGAAUCAAUAAAUCACUUCCACAUACAGAUAUGUGA